AAUGAAAAGGACGAAGAACUGACCACAAAGGUCUACAUGAACCAGGAGUGGAUCGACUAUCGGCUCACCUGGAACCCAGCCGAAUUUGAAGGCAUCACGGCCAUCCGAGUUGGUGCUGAUGAAGUGUGGCUCCCGGAUAUCGUUCUCAUGAACAACAACGACGGCGUCUUUGACAUUGCUCUCAGCGUGGACGUCCUCGUGCACUAUACCGGGAGGGUCCAGUGGCAGCCCCCAGCCCUUUAUCGGAGCAGCUGCAGGAUCCAGGUUACCUAUUUCCCGUUCGACUGGCAGAACUGCACGAUGGUCUUCCGCUCGUACACGUACGACGCCUCCCAACUCACCCUCCUGCACCCCGUAAAUGAGAAGGGGCAGGAGGUGAAGGAGAUCCUGAUAUAUGAAAACACGUUUAUCGACAAUGGACAGUGGGAGUUCCAGCACAAACCGUCCCAAAAGAACACUCGUCCGGGAGAUUCGCUCUACGAGGACAUCACUUUCUACCUCAUCAUCCGCCGUAAACCGCUCUUCUACCUCAUCAAUGUCAUCAUACCUUGUAUCUUGAUCACAAUCCUGGCCAUCUUCGUGUUUUACCUCCCGCCGGAUGCCGGCGAGAAGAUGACACUCUCCAUCUUCGCGCUCCUCACCCUCACCGUCUUCUUGCUGCUGUUGGCCAAAAAGGUCCCGGAGACCUCCCUGGCGGUGCCCAUCAUCAUCAAGUACCUGAUGUUCACUAUGAUCCUGGUGACGUUCUCUGUCAUCCUCAGCGUGGUCGUCCUCAACAUUCAUCAUCGCUCGCCCAGCUCCUACAAGAUGCCCUUCUGGGUGAGGCAGGUAAAGUCCUCCUGCGGGGUCCCUUGGAGCUGGG
Molecule: messenger RNA, 862 nt
Organism: Notechis scutatus (mainland tiger snake)
Lineage: Eukaryota; Metazoa; Chordata; Lepidosauria; Squamata; Elapidae
Source: RefSeq, a predicted model, not a curated record